Messenger RNA from Penicillium diatomitis, 1437 nucleotides. RefSeq names its product serine/threonine-protein phosphatase 2A activator. Gene Ontology annotation, cellular component: nucleus; protein phosphatase type 2A complex; cytoplasm. The transcript has 3 exons. The record is from RefSeq and is a predicted model, not a curated record. Gene Ontology annotation, biological process: mitotic spindle organization. Lineage: Eukaryota; Fungi; Ascomycota; Eurotiomycetes; Eurotiales; Aspergillaceae. Bases 1 to 1437 code for a protein of 478 amino acids. Gene Ontology annotation, molecular function: peptidyl-prolyl cis-trans isomerase activity; protein tyrosine phosphatase activator activity.
AUGACUGCAGGAAGGUUGCCUGUCCGCGUCCUGGCGGUCUUGGAUUCCUCGGCUUCUCAUGACUUCAUUCAGCCGAUCAAGAGAAUUAACGAAUCGCAGGACGUAUCAGCUUUUCUCACAUCAAAAGCAUACUCGGAUAUUAUGACUUUUGUUCUGCAGCUCAAUCGAGCAAUGUUCCCCUCAAAACUCGAGGAUGGGUCUGUGCAAAGCUGGCCUUUGGGCUCUGAAGCUGUCCAAUUUUCUGCACCUAUUCGGCAGCUACAAGUUCUGCUCUCCAAGCUCGAAGACCUUGUACAAGAGGUGCCACCCGACACUGGGCCUCGCAGAUUUGGAAACGUCAGUUUCCGGAAAUGGCACGACACGUUGGCCAGCCGGGCAUCCGCCCUACUGAGAGAGUGUUUGCCGGCAGACUUAUUGGACAGGCCUUCAUCCUCUCCCAGUGGAGUGACAGCAGAGGCUGAACUCACCGCAUAUUUCAUGGGGAGCUGGGGAAGUAGUCAACGGCUCGACUAUGGCACUGGGCAUGAGCUGAGCUUUCUGGCAUUCUUAGGCUCAAUUUGGAAACUGAAUGGAUUCCCGCAGUCGGAGUUUGGAGUCGAGGAGAGAGCUCUUGUACUGGGAGUGAUCGAACCAUACCUCGAGCUUGUGAGACUACUGAUCAAGACCUAUACGCUCGAGCCAGCGGGCUCGCACGGCGUCUGGGGCCUUGAUGAUCAUUCCUUCCUUCCCUACAUAUUUGGUUCUGCUCAACUUUCACCCGCUAUCGAUGCGACGGAUCUUACCCCUGAGGAGGGAUCGGCAGCUGGUGCACCUAGCCCGAGUCAUGUCGUGAAGCCAGCUCUUGUGGAGCGUGAGAGGCGAUUGAACCUUUAUUUCGCAGCUGUCGGGUUCAUCUACGACGUGAAAAAGGGUCCCUUCUGGGAACACAGUCCGAUGCUCUACGACAUUUCCGGUAUUCGAGCCGGUUGGGGCAAAAUUAACAAGGGUAUGCUCAAGAUGUACAAUGCCGAGGUCUUGAGCAAAUUCCCCGUGGUGCAGCACUUUCCGUUCGGGUCUCUUUUCAGCUUCGACCGUGAUCCUAGUGCCGUUGCACCGCCAACGACAGUUCAUACAACGUCUGGUCCCCAGGGUCGCCCAGUCGUACCAGACGCAGGUCCUCCAACGACUACACCUCGACCCGGCCCUGAUGCUGGUCCUAAAUAUUCAUGGGCGAAUGCAGAGUCUACAACUCGAGGUGAAAUGCCAAUGAGCCCAACUGCUGCGCCGUGGGCAGCUACGCGAUCGACAGAAGUGCCUUCAACCCUACCAGUACUUCCGGAUACAUCACGUCUGCCUCCAGGUCCUAUGGCCCCGACGAGAGCUCCGUGGGCGAACACACAAAGACCGCCCCCACCAACAGGCGGCGAGGGGCGUACUAAAGCACCGUGGGCGAAAUAA